Messenger RNA from Capronia coronata CBS 617.96, 2634 nucleotides. RefSeq names its product glutamyl aminopeptidase. NCBI's taxonomy places the organism in Eukaryota, Fungi, Ascomycota, Eurotiomycetes, Chaetothyriales, Herpotrichiellaceae. Bases 1 to 2634 code for a protein of 877 amino acids. Gene Ontology annotation, molecular function: peptide binding; metalloaminopeptidase activity; zinc ion binding. Gene Ontology annotation, cellular component: cytoplasm. The transcript has 3 exons. The record is from RefSeq and is a predicted model, not a curated record. Gene Ontology annotation, biological process: peptide catabolic process; proteolysis.
AUGGCACCUCCCACGGACAGAGACAUCCUUCCCGACACGAUCAAGCCUCUGAACUACGACUUAUCCCUGUUCAACCUCGAACUCGGCGGGAAUUGGUCUUACGAUGGCCUGGUCAAGAUCGAGUCCAAGGUCAAGAGUGACACGCAGGAACUGGUGAUCAAUACCAAGGAGCUCGAAAUUAAAGAUGCGCAGGUCCUCAGUAAAACCACGAUCACAUCGAUGACCGAUGUCUCCUAUGAUAAGAGCGAUGAGCGAGCGACAAUCAAGUUCUCCGCGAACAUUCCUUCGGGUGACGCCGUGAUCGCCAUCAAGUACAAGGGCACCAUCAACAAUGCUAUGGCAGGGUUCUAUCGUUCCAAGUACAAGCCAACCGUAACACCAGCGUCAACUACUCCCACGGAUGGCGAGUAUCACUACAUGCUGAGCACUCAAUUUGAAGCAUGUGAAGCACGAAGAGCAUUCCCCUGUUUCGACGAACCAAACUUGAAAGCAUCGUUCGAGUUCGAGGUUGAGAUCCCAGAAGACCUGGUGGCGCUGAGCAACAUGCCAGAGAAGAGUGUGACGAAAGGCAGCAAAGAUGGCCUGAAGAAGGUUGCCUUCGAGAAGACGCCCGCGAUGAGCACUUAUCUGGCUGCCUGGGCCAUUGGUGAUUUUGAGUACGUCGAAGGGUUCACAGAACGCAAGUAUAACGGCAAAAACCUGCCUGUUCGGGUAUAUACUACCCGGGGGCUGAAGGAACAGGGCCGAUUUGCGCUGGAACAUGCCCACAAGACCAUUGACUACUUCUCCGACAUCUUCGGAAUCGAAUACCCUCUUCCGAAAUCUGACCUGCUUGCGGUACACGAAUUUGCGAUGGGUGCCAUGGAGAACUGGGGCCUGGUGACUUAUCGAACAACUGCUGUCCUUUUCGACGAAGAGAAAUCCGAUGCUCGCUUCAAAAACCGGGUAGCAUAUGUGGUUGCUCACGAAUUGGCCCAUCAAUGGUUCGGCAACCUCGUCACGAUGGAUUGGUGGAAUGAGCUCUGGCUUAACGAAGGCUUCGCGACCUGGGUUGGCUGGCUGGCUGUCGAUUAUCUGCACCCGGAGUGGAAGGUGUGGAGCCAGUUUGUGGCUGAAGCUGUCCAACCAGCUCUCGAACUCGAUUCCCUACGCGCCUCGCAUCCGAUCGAAGUCCCUGUUCGCAACGCUUUGGAAGUCGACCAAAUAUUUGACCAUAUUUCCUACCUCAAAGGAAGCUCCAUCAUCCGGAUGCUGAGCAAUCACCUAGGUCAGGAGGUGUUCUUGAAGGGGGUUGGAGACUACCUCAAGCUUCAUGCUUACGGGAAUGCACGAACAAAUGAUCUCUGGGCGGCACUCAGCGCAGCUUCCGACCAGGACGUUCAGACCUUCAUGGAUCCCUGGAUUCGAAAGAUCGGAUUCCCCGUCGUCGCGGUUGCUGAGGAACCAGGACAGAUCUCUCUCCGCCAAUCCAGGUUCUUGACAACGGGCGAUGUGAAACCGCAGGAAGAUGAGACUACCUGGUGGAUUCCCGUGGGGCUGAAGACUGGCACGCCGGCGAAAGUUGUCCACAGUGCAUUGACGGCGAAGGAAGAUACUGUCCGGAAUGUGGACGACGAUUUCUACAAGAUCAACGCCGACCAGAGCGGCUUCUACCGAACAAAUUACCCACCCCAGCGGUUGUUGAAGCUUGGGAAAGCUCCCGAUCGUCUGUCCAUCGAAGACAAGAUCGGCUUGAUGGGCGACGCAACAGCGCUGGCCAUUUCAGGCAAUGGGACCACUGCUGCCCUUCUGUCCUUGUUGGAGGGCUUCAAGAACGAAGACGAUUACUUGGUCUGGUCGCAGAUCGCAACCUGUCUGUCCAAGGUUCGGGCGGUCUUUGCAGACAACAAAGAGAUUUCGGCCGGGCUCAAGAAGUUUUCUCUCGAGUUGUUUUCUCCCGCGGCCGAAGCUAUCGGUUGGGAGUUUCCAAAGGACGAAGAAUGGCUAACUGGUCAGUUACGCAAGCUUCUCCUUGCUUACGCCGCCGGAGCCGGGCACCAAGGGAUCAUUUCGGAAGGCAAGAAGAAGUUUGCGGCCUGGAAGGCUGGUGACGAAAAGGCGAUUCACCAGAAUCUUCGAGGCGUCAUCUUCAAUAUGGCCGUUGCCAACGGUGGCCAAGACGAAUACGAUACCAUCAAGGCCGAGUUCAGAAAGACAACAUCGGUGGAUGGCAAAGAGAUCUGCCUACAAGCGUUAGGUCGAUCGAAAAGCCCAGAUCAUGCGUGGGAUUUGCUUGAGUUCGUCAUGUCAGAAGAGGUGCCUCCUCAAGAUGCUCACGGGGGAAUCGCGGCGGUCGCAGGCAACAAUGAAACUCGAAAAGUAGCAUGGGAAUUCACCAAGAAGAACUGGCAGAGGAUCGAAAAGAUACUGGGAGCGACGAAUGUCGUGAUUGAGCGGUGGAUCAGGGUGGGUUUGGCGAAGUAUUCUGAUGCAGCGAUCCGAGAUGAAAUCGUCGACUUCUUCAAGGACAAGAACACGGCAGCGUUCAGCCGGAGCUUGGUGAUUGUGUCGGACACCAUCACGAGCAAUGCCAACUACAAGCAACGUGAUGAAGCCCAACUGUUGGAAUGGUUGAAGGCUCACAAGUAUCUUUGA